Messenger RNA from Parnassius mnemosyne (clouded apollo), 279 nucleotides. The record is from the annotation of a GenBank genome assembly. NCBI's taxonomy places the organism in Eukaryota, Metazoa, Arthropoda, Insecta, Lepidoptera, Papilionidae.
AUGUCUGGACGUGGUAAAGGCGGUAAAGUGAAGGGAAAGGCAAAGUCCCGUUCGAAUCGUGCCGGUCUACAAUUCCCCGUUGGACGUAUUCACAGGCUGCUGCGAAAGGGAAAUUAUGCAGAGCGUGUGGGUGCCGGCGCUCCGGUGUACCUGGCCGCAGUCAUGGAGUACCUCGCCGCUGAAGUUCUAGAGUUGGCCGGUAACGCUGCUCGGGACAAUAAGAAGACCAGAAUCAUACCGAGACAUCUCAGCUUGCCAUCCGCAACGAUGAAGAGUUGA